CUGGGUUUCAUUCCUGGCUCUGUCCCGACUGUCUACCUAGGGGGUUUAUUAUCCACGCCACCCAUCGCUGUAGCAUAAAUUCCGUAGAAACGGGGCGGUCGCUAGCAGACUAAAUGGAGUCUGUGCUAGGGCGUUUGUUGUUUAUUUGGGGGGCAGGAGGGGUUUGGGAAUAGAAGGGGUGUUCAUUCCUUAUGCUAGAAAGGUUUUCUCAAGGAGGAAGGCUUUGGAAUGUUUCUUAGAGAUGACCAGACUCUCUGGAUUGGCCUGAUUUCCUCUGGAAGGUUGUUCUGCCGCUGGAUCCCUUCGACCAAGAACACUUUAUCCCCAGUUCUCUCAUGCUGCGUCCUGGGCUUUAGGAUAUGCACAGUCCCAGGAGCACAGCUGCCCUGUUCUUCAUAGAUUGAAAAUGGCCUUAGAAGUAAGUGUGGCGUGAUCCACCCUGGGUUCUGACUCUUCACCUCCUGCUUUACACCUGGGGAAGCCAACACCUACCUAAGGGAUGUGCUGGGAGGUUCAAUCCAUUGCCGAUAAAAGGCCUUGUGACGCUGGGGUGAAAGGCACUAGAGAAGAGAGGGAAAGAUUUCCAACCAGUCGACAUGGUCCGACGGCACCCGAGACCUGAGUACUGGUUCCUCAGCUUCCUGAUUGGUAGCCUGUCCAGAGAACUCUUAGACUUUACUGCCCUUGCUGAUAAUCACACUUCAAAAGAUUUUGGUGCUGCUGCUGCCACCGUCGCGACCUCGGGAGAUGUUUAUGAAUACGUGGACAUCCCCUUGGACUGGUGGCAUGCGAACAGACACUGCGAACAACGCUUUGCGCAGCUGCUCUUUGAGCUCCCGAACAAUGAGCUGGCAUCGGUCAGCGAACUGCUGCGCCCCCACCAAGGGCAAAGCUCUGUCUGGUUAGACGAGAGGGAGGCAUUCCUGCGAAAACACAAACAGAGACGAAUUCACACAGCACCAAUCCUGGUGUUCAGAAACAAAACAGACACUAAGUACGUGAAGGUGCUGGCCAACUUUCCCGUGAUGCCUGCUGUCACCGCCUGUGCCCACAUCCAGUGGGACAAGACGACCCAGGAGAUUUCCACCAUCUUCUCCUAUGCCGUCCCUGCUUUCAUUAACGAGUUCCAGCUGCGCGGCUUCGUUGACAAGGAAGGGUUUGUACGAUUUGCCAUCAUCGUCCACGGACACCACUCCCCGUACCUGCCCGUGUUCCGCAGCGAUGGGCAGUGGCAUCACUUCUGUGUCACCUGGCAGCAGCAGAACGGGACGUGGGCCAUCUACGCCGAUGGAAAGAAGAAGGCCUCUGCCGCUGGACUGUGUGCUGCAGGGCCGCCGGCCAGCCAGGCUAUUUACGAUCAUGGAACUUUUAUUAUUGGGCAAGACCAGGAUUCACUAGGAGGCACCUUCAAGGAGAAAGAGUCCUUCAGUGGGAACAUCACUGACCUGAACGUGUGGCGUAGAGUCCUUAGCGAAGAGCAGAUAGAGAGAGUCCGGUCGUGCUGCCUGAUAGACCAUGAGCUUAUCUUCGGGUGGGGCAGCUACACUCUGGAGAUCGAGCCCGCUGUACAAGAAGUAACAGCACAGUUCCUUUGCCCAGGGCCUGUGGAGCAAUGCAGGGUUCUGGACUUUGGCAGUGGUGGAGUCAGUGACACUUCUUGUUUGCAUUCCUUGCCUUUUGUCUGCCACUACAAGAAGGAUGUGUAUUUACUCUUGAAGAAAACCCAGUCAGAAUCCAGCCCACCACUGAUCAGUCGGGUUAAUACCCUCGCAAAUGCUACCAUGAUUCCUGAGAAUGUUUUCUUGGGCGAUGUUAGAGACGUGAACAUCUCAGCAGCUGUCAAUGUUCUCCAUGCUCUGACGACCGUCCUGCGGGAGGAGGAGACCCCGGUGAAGCCAGCUGACCUGCUUGGCGUGGUCCAGUUUCUAAAGCAAGUUUCAGAUGUCGAAGUCCAGGAGCAGGAACAGCUGGAGAUGCUGGAGCAGCUGAGCCAGUAUUAUGUGGAAGUGACUGGACUGAUCCUGGAGGAGCAAAAUACUGACCAGUGGUCGGAAAUCAGCCAGAUUAUCAGAGGGCCUAUGACUGUUGUAGAGAACAUGGACAGAAUGGCUUCAAACCUAGACCAACUUCUGACUGCGAAAAGGACAAGGAUAGCGAUCCAGUACAGGAACAUCGGGAUCGAAGUCAGGAAGAUGGAGCUCAGCCGGCAGGAGCCCAGCAGUGAUGUGUAUCUGGUCCAAAGCCAGGAGGCAGGCGGGCCUGACCUCAUAGAAGUUCCCCCUGAAGAAGUAGAAAGACUUAAAGCCAAAGGUCUCAGCAGAGUCACUGCGAUCAACACAUGGUACGGCCACUCCUCCCUCCAGUGCUUCCUCCCGGGGAGCAGUGCCGUGUUCCAGGACGUGGCCGCGUCUGACGGAGGACGGCGGUAUCUGAGCACACGGGUGGGCUCCGCCAUUAUUUCAUCCACUCUACGCAGCGACUACCAGGAGAUCAGCACAUCUGUACGCUAUCGCCUGCAGCACCGCACCCAGGACCCGCCUGAGAAGCUUGUGGAACCGAUCUGCGCUUUCUGGAACUUCAGCAUCAGCCCAGACACCGGGGGAAUGUGGUCCACUGUAGGCUGCUCCAUCAUAAUGUCUCACCUGGAAUCCACCGCCUGCUUUUGCAACCACACCACCAACUUUGCAGUGCUGCUGCAGGUGUAUGAAGUGCAGAGGAGCUCAGAGGAGGAGCUGACUCUGAAGACCCUGACGUUUAUUGGAUGUGGAGUUUCUUUCUGUGCCCUGAUUGUUACAUUCAUUUUAUUCCUGGCAGUUGGCGUUCCUAAGAGCGAACGAACAACCGUGCACAAGAAUCUGAUCUUUGCUUUAGCUGCAGCUGAAGCUCUGCUCAUGUUUAGUGAAUUGGCCAAAACCAACCAGGUACUGUGCUUUGCUGUCACAGCUUUCCUCCACCUCUUCUUCAUGGCGGCCUUUUCUUGGAUGCUGGUAGAAGGGCUUCUCCUGUGGAGCAAAGUGGUUGCCGUCAACAUGAGUGAAGAUAGAAGAAUGAAGUUUUACUAUGUGACUGGCUGGGGCCUGCCAGUCGUUAUUGUUGGUGUGACUCUGGCAACUUCAUUUAACAAGUACGUGGCAGACAAUCAUUGCUGGCUGAAUGUUCAGACCGAUAUCAUCUGGGCAUUCGUUGGGCCAGUUCUCUUUGUUCUGACGGUAAAUACCUUCGUGCUGUUCCGGGUGGUGAUGGUCACAGUGUCCAGUGCACGGAGGAGGUCAAAGAUGCUGACCCCCAGCAGCAGCCUGGAGAAACAGAUUGGAAUCCAGAUAUGGGCCACAGCCAAGCCCAUCUUGGUGCUGCUGCCAGUCCUGGGCCUGACGUGGGUGUGUGGGGUCCUGGUUCACCUCAGCAUCAUCUGGGCUCAUGUCUUCAUCGUGUUGAACUCCCUCCAGGGCUUGUACAUCUUCCUGGUCUAUGCAAUCUAUAACAGUGAGGUGAGGAACGCCAUACAGAGGAUGAAGGAGAAGAAGAAAGCUCUCUCGUUCACAAACUGUUCUCAUCCGAUCAAUUAUCUGUCGAGUCCAAGAAAUACAACCUCCUGGGAGACUGGGAAGCUGAGUCCUUCUGCGCCCGAGAGCGCCAUGUCCAGCCCUGUGCAGAAAGAUCCCCCACUGAAGAACAUUACCAACAAAGGAAACUUUGGUGCUAAAAUUCCUAUGGGGAUUUCCUCAAUGAUGUCACCAGAGAGACCGGCUGUAGAGCUGACAGCGUUCAAAUCCUCAGGGUUCUGAGAGGCGCUUUUCCAGGUGAUGCCCAGCCCUGCCCCCUUCUCCCCCGGGCUCUCCAAACAGAAGGCAGGUCCGUGGAAGCCGGGCACAGCGGCCAUCUUGAUUUCCUCCUGGAGACCCACAACGUCCCACGCCAUUGAACUUGUGUUUUUUACUUCCGGCACAUGCAGCUAAAACCAAGGCACGCCUGGGGCGUCCGGGCAGGCAGGAGGACUUCCCUGACCUGCUCCUCGCUGACCAUUCACACGUGACCUGCUUCCCUUGCCCCUGGCGUUAGCCCUACUGUAACGGGCAGCAGCUGCUCCUCCCUGGGCCUUGGUUAGGUAGCCCCACGCUGCUUUGCUAGUCUGCCAUUAAACGGGGAGGGACAAACUUUGAAAGGUUCAGCUAAAACACUCCCCAGAAAGCUGUUUUCCCAACUGUGAGUGGAACCCCAAUGGUCCGGUGAGGCUAGUGAGCAAAGCUACUCUCCAGCCCCCGGCCGGUUUGUGUCCCCCAAGGAGAGGUGGGGAUUGCAGCCCCCUGGCCUCACUUGGUGCAGGCCCGCUGAGUAAUCAGAGACAUGUAAGGCUGGAAGGGCCUUGAGAAGUCACCAAGUCCAGCCCCCUGCACUCAAACAAGACUACGUCAACCUAGCUGCCCCACUUCCCAGCCAGCUGAGGGCUCUGCCAGCUUUCCCUGCCCCCCAACUCUUGCCUGAUAGAGCAGCUAAAGCUCAGGGGCUUUCCAUACAGGGCAAAAGCUUAAAUGACUCAUUCCAUGAAAAGACCAUGCAGGGCUCUGGAGAGGCUGAAGGCUCAACAUGAGACACUCAGUCAGUGGGACGUGGCACCAUCGUGAAAUGGGGGGUGUAACAUCAGGGCAGAACUAGGUGUGUCUAGCUAGAAUAGUGUCGUUUCUGGCUCACUAGCCAGGGCAAGACCCAGUCCUUUCAUGUUAGUUCUGUCCUUCGUGCGCUAGCUGGGCUGGAGGCAAAGUGAAGGAAAAGGUAAUGCGCUCCCCUUCCCACUCACUCAUCUCCUGCCUGAGCACGGCCCGUUAAAAGGCAGCACACAAAGUAGCCCUCGCAAUGCACUAGCCCCCUCGUGUUCUGUACACACAAUAAAACAUUCUCUCCCCUUAA
Messenger RNA from Trachemys scripta elegans, 4905 nucleotides. It is a transcript of the gene ADGRD2, whose product is annotated as adhesion G protein-coupled receptor D2. Lineage: Eukaryota; Metazoa; Chordata; Testudines; Emydidae. The transcript is spliced from 26 exons. Gene Ontology annotation, biological process: cell surface receptor signaling pathway; adenylate cyclase-activating G protein-coupled receptor signaling pathway. The record is from RefSeq and is a predicted model, not a curated record. Gene Ontology annotation, cellular component: membrane. Bases 597 to 3785 code for a protein of 1062 amino acids. Gene Ontology annotation, molecular function: G protein-coupled receptor activity.